UCGCGGUCACCGCGGGGCCGCCGUCUCCGCCCUGCGCAGCCGGACUGUGCUGGGUGCCCGCGGGGCCCCCACUUCCGCCCGACCCUCCCCGCCGUCCCGGGCCCGCCCGAGCGGAAGUGCGCCAGCCUCCCGGGUCCCCCAUGGCCUCGAGGCGGAAGCGCUCUCCCACCGCCGCUCCCCACGACCCCGCGGCGUUCGGUGCGUCGGGUUCCGGACGGGUCCCGUGUGACGUGGCCGCACGCUGGGGGCGGCUCCGGGCCGGGGGCCGGGCUGCCAGGCCGGGCGGGGCAGAGCCGGGGCGGGGCGCUGUGCCGCAGCUGGAUGGCCGGGGCCGUCCGGAGCGCCUCCGCCGCCGUCGCCGCCUCACGCACGUGGCAUGCCUGGAUGUCCCUGCCCUGGUUGUGGCAUGGCGGGACAGAGGCUCCUCUUCCUCGCUGCUCUUGCCCUGGAGCUCCUGGGAGGGGCUGGGGGUUCCCAGCAGGCCUUCCGGAGCCGGGGGGUGGCAGCGGCCUGUCGCCUGGACAAUAAGGAAAGCGAGUCCUGGGGGGCCCUGCUGAGUGGCGAGCGGCUGGACACGUGGAUCUGCUCCCUCCUGGGCUCACUCAUGGUGGGGCUCAGCGGGGUCUUCCCGUUGCUCGUCAUUCCCUUGGAGAUGGGGACCACGCUGCGCUCAGAAGCUGGGGCCCGGCGCCUGAAGCAGCUGCUCAGCUUCGCCUUGGGGGGACUCCUGGGCAAUGUGUUUCUCCACCUGCUGCCCGAGGCGUGGGCCUACACGUACAGUGCCAGCCCUGGUGGUGAGGGGCAGAGCCUGCAGCAGCAACAGCAACUGGGACUGUGGGUCAUUGCUGGCUUCCUGACCUUCCUGGCGCUGGAGAAGAUGUUCUUGGACAGCAAGGAGGAGGAGACUAGCCAGGCCCCCAGCAAAGACCCUGCAGCUGCGGCCGCGCUCAGUGGAGGCCACCAUCUGGCCCAGCCAGCUGCAGGGCCCGGCCUGAGCGCCGUGGUCCGGAACAUCAAAGUCAGUGGCUAUCUCAACCUGCUGGCCAACACCAUAGACAACUUCACCCACGGGCUGGCUGUGGCUGCCAGCUUCCUUGUGAGCAAGAAGAAUAGGUCCCCAGGCAUCUCCUUGCUCCCUCCAUCACAGCACCCUCAUCUACGCCUCCCUGCUGCUCUCCUGGACACGGCCUCCUUCUGUCUCCACCACCGACUGAUCGGGCUCCUGACCACCAUGGCCAUCCUCCUGCAUGAGAUCCCCCAUGAGGUGAGCGACUUUGCCAUCCUGCUCCGGGCCGGCUUUGACCGAUGGAGCGCAGCCAAGCUGCAGCUCUCGACGGCCUUGGGGGGCCUGCUGGGUGCCUGCUUCGCCAUCUGUACUCAGUCCCCCAAGGGAGUAGAGGAGACCGUGGCCUGGAUCCUGCCCUUCACCUCUGGCGGCUUUCUCUACAUCGCCCUGGUGAACGUGCUGCCCGACCUCUUGGAGGAAGAUGACCCAUGGCGCUCUCUGCAGCAAGUGCUUCUGCUCUGCACGGGCAUUGUGGUGAUGGUGCUGUUCUCGGUCUUCGUCGAGUAACUGUCCCUGACGCCCCACCCCCUGCACAGCAAUAAUAGACUCAGAUCAACUCUGUGACCGUGUGUGUGUGGGGGGGGGCAGAGAGCGAGCGAGUCCUCCUAACUGACAAGAGGACGGGGUGUGUGUGUGGUGUGCAUGUGACCGUGUGCAAGACCGACACUGUGAUCCCUUGUGUGCUGGGCCCAGGGCCCGAUGCCCAUGCCUGCCCCCAGCCACACUGCGGUCUUCUCUCCUUGGCCCCCCGUCACCUUGCACCCCCUGGAGUCGGCAGUGAGGAACAGGAACACUGGUCCCAAGCAGAGGCCUCUGCCCACCAGGACGCCAGGAGGAGUGGGAGCAGCCCAAGGAGCCCAGGGCUGCAGGGAGCCCCAGAGCUGUCUCCUGCUGGGGCCUCAUGGGUCCCUGGCCUGAGGGAGUGAACCUCUGCACAUGCACGCAGCCCUGGGCAGCCAGGAACCGAGGCUGGGGUGCCUCCUCUCUGCUGUGUCCAGUGUUCUGGCCCUUCCUUCACCAGCUCCAAGGCCAAAGAAAGGAGAGGCAGGUGCUCGUGUAGCCCCCAGCGCCACUCAGCACUGACAGUCCUACCCCUCCCAGCAUGGAGCCGGGAGAUGCUUUCUAAGACCUUUUCCCCGCGGCUGCUUGCCCUGGCCCAGCUUCUGUUCCCCCAGGGAAUGCUCCCUGGCAACGCCCGCGGCUCUGCCACCUCCAGCUGCCAAACAGCAGCCAGCAGGGCAGCGAGCAGCCCCGGGCCAGAGGCUUCCCAGUCGGCUCAGGGGUGCUCGUGCCAGCACAGGGUCCAGGCAGACACUCGGAGGGCAGGAAGAGGGAGCAGUGGCUGCCACCACCCCGCCCGCCCCCGGCGCGGGCCCCUUUUCCUGUCCCGCUGUGGGCGGGGCUCGGCGGGGGUGGCGAGGGCUGCACACUGUCAGCACUCAGGAAUGUGCUCUGGGGAUGCUGAAGCCAUAAUCCCCAGCUAUUUCCCUUGGCUGACGCCCAGGUACUCAGCUGGCCCACUCCACAGCCAGGCUCCAGCCCUGCUACUUGACCGUGGGCGUCUUGAGAAGUAGCCAUCGAGAGGGUCUGAAUGGUUUUACAGCAGCUUUGCUGUGGUUCCAUUUGUAUCUGUAAAUACCUGUUCCAUAGAUGAGAUGCAAAUAAAUACACACAAACCGGCUGCCUCUGUUCUGCGUCCCAGAGCCCAUGGUCAAGCAGGGCUCUUCCGGCCACCCCGUGCUCCGGCCAGUUUGGCUGCUCUGCGGGCCCAGCUCCCGCAGGCCGCCCAGCUGGUCUCCAUCAUCAUCCCCGCCCUCUGGGCCUCCUGCUUCGUCUCUGAGCUGUUACUUUUGGGGUGCUUCUCACAACAGGGUAUACAUUUCAUGUUUCCCUGGUUUAUUUUGUUGUUAGCUUUUUAUGCCACUAAAACAAGCCUGGCUCUAGGCCAUUAUAGCCCGCGUCACCCCCAAGGGUGGUGUCCUCAUAGACCUACGAACCAAGGGCUUUUUCCUGGCCUGCCCCCUGAGUAAUUUUAACCGCGGAAGGGAGCUCCAUCCACAAAGUCAUCUCCAGGUUUGGCCUCUAUGAAAUAAGUUAUUUUUCAU
Molecule: messenger RNA, 3171 nt
Organism: Globicephala melas (long-finned pilot whale)
Lineage: Eukaryota; Metazoa; Chordata; Mammalia; Artiodactyla; Delphinidae
Gene: SLC39A13
Product: solute carrier family 39 member 13
Biological process (GO): intracellular zinc ion homeostasis; zinc ion transmembrane transport
Cellular component (GO): membrane
Molecular function (GO): zinc ion transmembrane transporter activity
Source: RefSeq, a predicted model, not a curated record